This is a messenger RNA of Onthophagus taurus, 2193 nucleotides long. RefSeq names its product coatomer subunit delta (gene deltaCOP). Gene Ontology annotation, biological process: Golgi localization; endoplasmic reticulum to Golgi vesicle-mediated transport; retrograde vesicle-mediated transport, Golgi to endoplasmic reticulum. Gene Ontology annotation, cellular component: COPI vesicle coat. The record is from RefSeq and is a predicted model, not a curated record. NCBI's taxonomy places the organism in Eukaryota, Metazoa, Arthropoda, Insecta, Coleoptera, Scarabaeidae.
ACGUUUGGUUACAGUCACGUCAUUCAAUCUCCGUGAAUACACGUCAACGUCAUCUUUUCCGAUCCUUUGGAAUGUUUAAAAUAGGAUAAAUCCAAUAGUUUCGUUUAUGUUUUACUUGUUUUUAUCGUAAAUAAGACCCAACAACCAUGGUGUUAAUAGCUGCGGCGGUGUGUACAAAAGCUGGAAAAACAAUUGUCUCAAGACAAUUUGUAGAAAUGACUAAAGCUCGCAUUGAGGGGCUUUUAGCUGCAUUUCCAAAACUUAUUCCUGCAGGAACACAACAUACUUUCGUCGAAACUGAUUCAGUUCGAUAUGUUUAUCAACCUAUGGAAAGAUUGUACAUGGUUUUAAUCACAACUCGAGCCAGUAAUAUUUUAGAAGAUUUAGAAACACUGAGAUUAUUUGCUAGGGUGAUACCUGAGUAUUGCCGUUCAUUAGAAGAAAAUGAAAUAGCGGAAAAUGCCUUUAAUAUUAUAUUUGCGUUCGACGAGAUUGUCGCUUUGGGUUAUAGGGAGAGUGUCAAUUUAUCUCAAAUACGAACUUUCGUCGAAAUGGAUUCUCAUGAGGAAAAAGUUCAUCUUGCCGUUAGAAUGACACAAGAAAGAGAAGCAAAGAACAAAAUGAGGGAAAAAGCUAAAGAAUUACAGCGCCAAAAAAUGGAAGCGAAUAAACGUGGGGGGAAAGGUGGGUUUUCUAGUAGCACAGGAUUUGGUAAUUCAACCGGUUAUAAUCCAACUCCAGUCGUUGGUGAUGUAUCUAAUAUAAGCAACGAUAUUAAACCACCGUCUUACACUGUACAAAAAACUACUGCUCCAGCACGUGGUAUGAAACUAGGUGGAAAAUCGAGAGAUGUAGAAUCAUUUGUUGAUCAAUUAAAAUCAGAAGGAGAAAACGUUCACACUCCAGUAUUAAAUAAUGUAGCGCAACCCGGACAUAAAGCUCCAGCUAUAAAACAAGAAAUGGAUGGGGUUCAUUUAAGAUCGGAAGAGAAAUUAGUCGUUCGGAUGGGCCGCGAUGGUGGGGUGCAAUCUUUCGAAUUACUUGGAUUGAUUACUUUGCACAUCGGUAACGAGCAAUGGGGACGUAUUCGCGUUAAAUUGGAUAAUUCUGAUAACAGAGGGGUGCAAUUGCAAACGCAUCCUAACGUUGAUAGAGAACUCUUUAAAAUGAGAUCAUUGAUUGGAUUAAAAAAUCCUGCAAAACCAUUUCCAUUGAAUACAGAUGUAGGCGUGUUAAAAUGGAGAUUACAAAGUACCGAAGAGAGUUUUGUUCCACUUUUGAUUAAUUGUUGGCCUUCAGAAACUGGAGAUGGAGGUUGCGAUGUUAACAUCGAAUAUGAAUUAACUCAUACUGAUUUGGAAUUGUCUGAUGUUAACAUUUAUAUUCCACUUCCUAUGGGAAGUAAACCGGUAGUGUCAGAGUGCGAGGGAAAUUAUACGCACGAAGCAAAAAGAAAUCAACUGAUUUGGUCAUUAGCCUUAAUUGAUUCAAGUACUAAAAAUGGUUCGUUAGAAUUUUCCGUGCCGAAAUCGACUCCAAACGAUUUCUUUCCGUUAACGAUAAACUUUACUUCUAAGAGUACAUAUGCUAAAAUUAAGGUAACAGAUGUAUUAUUUGUGGAUGAUGAUUCGCCGGUUAAUCACAACGUGGAAACGGUUCUCUUCCCAGACAAAUAUGAAAUUGUUUAACAUUAGUUACUAUAGCGCACUAACAAUUAUUACAGAUAAACAACAGCUAUUAUUAUUGUAUUUGUUGCUUUUUGUACAAAUAAUAUUAAUGAGGAAAGAAAAUUGUUUCACAUCAUGUUAUUAUUUUUUCAAAUGUAGCGAAAUAAAUCAUUUUGCUUGGUCAAAUAUCGCUGUUUAUUGCCAAUUAUGAAUUUAACAUCUAAACGUUCCUAAUUUACUUUUGAUGUUCUUUGAAUGGAUUUUGUACAAAAGGCAGCGUUUUAGUAUACUGUUGAUUACUUAAAGUUUAUUUUUUUUUCAAUUUCAAUUCUACAUAAAUAUUUAACGUUUUAUAUACAUUUGUACAUAAUGAUAUAACUAAAAUAGUUGUAGUAAUAAGGUGCAUAUAUGAUAUCACAUACAAAAAUUUUUUUGGUGUAUUGAUGACAUUUUAUUCAGCUCAAAUGUUGAGAAAUUUUCUUUUGAUUCAAUCUUAAUAAAGUGUGCAACCUCUUUAUUUUUCCUA